UCCACCGCGCUGCAUAUUUUGUUUGUUUUGUUCUUCACUCAUUCUCUUUUGAUCUUCUUGGUUUCUGUGUUUGGCGUUGUACGGAAAUACUUUCUCCAUAGCAAUGCCCGAAACGACUGAGGAAUCCGAACUUCACAAUGGACACCAACCACAAGCAGAACCGGAACCGGAAUCAAAAGCGGAAUCUCAACCCGAAUCGAAAACGGAGCCUGGACCGGAAAACAAACCGGAGGAGGCACUGAAGCUGGAACCUGUUGUAACCGGUGCGGAUCCGAACACGAAGGAGGAGGACAAAGAGAGCUCGAUCCAAUCCAAUGACGCGGCCACGCCGUCAUCCACUGACCAAAAUGCUCGGCCGCAGCUGCGAAAAGAUGAAGGGAAUCGGACUUUCACGAUGAGAGAGUUGCUAACUGAAUUUAAAAGUGACGAAGAGGAAGUAGGCUCUCCUUACAGUCGAGAAAGCACGCAGAGACAAUCCAACCAAAACAGUGCUGCAAUGGAGUUGGUCAGUAGUGUCACCGGUGCUGAUGAGGAGGGCCAGUCUCGCCAACGGGUUCUUGUGUAUGCUGCCAAGAGGUAUGCUGCUGCUCUAGAGAAAAACCCAGAAGAUUAUGAUGCUCUUUAUAACUGGGCAUUGGUUCUUCAGGAAAGUGCUGAUAAUGUUAGUCCAGAUUCUACUUCACCUUCUAAAGAUGACUUGCUAGAGGAGGCUUGUAAAAAGUAUGACGACGCAACUCGUCUUUGCCCGACACUUCAUGAUGCUUUCUACAACUGGGCAAUAGCAAUAUCUGAUCGAGCGAAAAUGCGUGGUCGGACUAAGGAGGCUGAAGAACUAUGGGAGCAGGCUACAAAAAACUAUGAAAAAGCUGUCCAACUCAACUGGAAUAGCCCUCAGGCGCUAAACAAUUGGGGGCUUGCACUUCAGGAACUCAGUGCAAUUGUUUCUGCACGAGAGAAGCAAAAAAUUGUGAAGACUGCAAUUAGUAAGUUUCGUGAAGCAAUACGAUUGCAAUUUGAUUUCCAUCGAGCAAUAUACAACCUUGGAACUGUCUUGUAUGCACUAGCUGAGGAUUCAGUACAAACUGGUACUACAAAUCCUAAAGAAAUGUCCUCCAAUGAGCUGUAUAGCCAGUCUGCUAUAUACAUUGCAGCUGCACAUGCAUUGAAACCAAAUUAUUCUGUUUACAGCAGUGCCUUGAAGCUUGUUCAUUCAAUGCUACCUUUACCCCAUCUUAAAGAUGGGUAUCUGACUGCACCACCAUUAGGAAACACAUUUCCACCUCAUAGUGAUUGGAAGAGAACAGAGUUCUUUCUGAAUCAAGAAGCACUUCAACAGGUCAUCAAAGUUGAGCAGAAACAAGUUUCCCGAAGCCUCUCUGGAAGAAUCGUGGAUGCAGGAAAUACGGACAAAAAGGCUAUCAGAGUUGAUAUUCCAGACAUCAUUUCUGUAUCAGCCUCUGCUGAUCUAACUUUACCUCCAGGUGCUGGCCUCUGCAUUAAUACCACUUCCGGUCAAGUUUUCUUGGUUGCUGAUUCGUGGGAAUCCCUAGAUGGGUGGCUUGACGCUCUCCGCUUAGUUUACACAAUUUAUGCACGAGGAAAAACUGAUGUUCUAGCGGGUAUCAUCGCCACCUAACCAUUUCUUAUAUGUUGAGCUUGCAUUCUUUCUUUUUUCUCAUUUGCAUUUGUUUUCAAAUUUGGUUGGAUAUAAUUCGACUCUUAUGUUAUCAAAAUUUUUGGAACACUAAUCAAAUUAUUCAUUAGGUA
Messenger RNA from Gossypium raimondii (Peruvian cotton), 1767 nucleotides. RefSeq lists its product as hypothetical. NCBI's taxonomy places the organism in Eukaryota, Viridiplantae, Streptophyta, Magnoliopsida, Malvales, Malvaceae. The record is from RefSeq and is a predicted model, not a curated record. Gene Ontology annotation, molecular function: protein binding. Bases 104 to 1636 code for a protein of 510 amino acids. The transcript is spliced from 14 exons.